AUGUCACAGUUUUCCGUUUUAGCAUCACUCAUAAACAGUAGGUUAGAAGGAGCUUGCGAAACUUUAAAUGAACUCAAGAUGAGAUCCGAUUCGCCUUACAAAGAUCAGAAGGUCGCCAUACUCUCCGAUGUCCACAACAAGCUCUGCGACGCCGGCGAGAUCCUCCAUAAUUCCCUCACUUGCCUGCUCACUGUAAUUAUUGCUGUCAGCUUUGUAGGAAUCAUUGUGCUUACCUUCUAUAUGUAUUCAGACCAAGAACGCAACGAAAACUUUGAUAUUCGUCUUUUACUAUUUCAAGAUGAGAAAGUAUUGUUAAUUAUUUCAUUUUUUACCACCAUCUGGAAGAUCGCUGCCUCUUCAUCAAAACUAACUCAAAAGGUUUUCAAUUUACCUAACUAUAUAUACAAAUCUGGUGCGACAUAA
This is a messenger RNA of Nezara viridula (southern green stink bug), 423 nucleotides long. Lineage: Eukaryota; Metazoa; Arthropoda; Insecta; Hemiptera; Pentatomidae. The record is from the annotation of a GenBank genome assembly.